CUAAUAACGAAAAAUGUAUUAAAAUAAAAAUAAAGGCGGCUGCUGUGUUCACCCGAAAAAACCAGAGAGACAGACCCUUGUCUCGUAAUUGAUUCCAGCUCUAGAGAUCGCACGAAAGUUUAUCCGUCAAUCAUCAAUACUUUUGUUUUCGAAACAUCUGGUGAUUUUAAUCAAAGAUCAUCGUUGGGUUCAAACGCUUUUAUCUUCGGAAUCUGUGUUUCUGGUCGGUGUUAACUGAUUUUGUUUUCUUUGAUCCUGUUGUAUUUUGAUAAUUUCGAAGGAAUAUUUUGGUGGGUUUUUAUUGUUUUGAAAUGGGUCAUGUAGAGUUUCGGGUUUGUGAAGGAACUUGUGUCGAUUUUUUUGUUUGAAUUUUGGGCUUUUUUCUCUAUGAUCUCUUUGGGACCUCAGAAUGCGAGGGAGGGCAUAGAAUUAGAGUUUGGUGGUGGUGUUAAGAGAGAUAUGGAGGAGUCUGAGCUUGAAGAAGGAGAGGCUUGCUCCUACAAUAACAACAACGACGACGACGAUUAUAAUACCAGCAUGGACCCUGAUAUUGAUCUCUCUUACAUUGAUGAAAAAAUUCAAGAUGUUUUGGGACACUUUCAGAAAGAUUUUGAAGGUGGAGUUUCUGCUGAGAAUUUGGGGGCAAAAUUUGGUGGCUAUGGUUCAUUUCUACCUUCUUAUCAGCGGUCUCCUGUUUGGUCUCGUCCUAGGACUCCACCAAAAGUUCAGACCUACAAUCCAUCUAUUUCACCAAACAGCUUGCAUCAAGCGGGUGUCCAUUGUGACUCCACAGCAUUAUCAACUAUGACUCAGUCAUUGAGCAUUGUAUCUGCUUCUCAUAAUGGCUCGUCAUUGCCUUCACUGAAGGCUUCCUCCAUUAAUGAUAUGUUUAAUCAAGACGUAUGCCCACCCACUCAUUGUUCCGAAAGUUUUACCGCUGCACAUGAAUCUGCAAACAGGAAAUCUUCUAAUUCUUCAGAUAAGAAAAAACUGAAGGUCCGAAUCAGAAUGGGUUCUGAUAAAUUGUCGACAGGAAAGAAUACUGAAAUAUACAGUGGUCUUGGCCUUGAUGGGUCACCAUCUUCAUCGUUUGGUGAGAGUCCUUCAGAAAGUGAAGGAACAUCUCAUGAACAUCUUGAGGCACCUUUUGAAUCUCCGACAAGUAUCAUACAGAUCAUGACUUCCUUUCCGGUGCUUGGAGGUUUAUUAUUAUCACCACUUCCUGAUGCUCUAAUGCACUUGAAAGAAAAUGAAAAGGUGCCAAAAUACAGUGGAUCCAUGACUGUUCGAAUGGUUGGUCCAAAUGGUUCCAAGACUAAACUGAACGCUGCUCAUUCUUCGCGGGGUGAUGGGAAAGUGUUAGGAGAGAAGAAAACAAGAUCAAUAGAGAAAUACGAUUUUUGUGCAGAAACAGAACUUAAGACUGGCAGUAGUGGAGAUGCUCAGAAUGGCAUUGGUGCUUUGUCAAGAAAUAAGGCAGACCUUGACACAUUGGCUCGUGAGGAGCUUGUUUCUAGUACCUUAAAGCUUCCACUCCUGUUUAAUUCACAUGUAGCAGUUGGUGGCUCAGCAACAGUCAUGGGUAGGUUGUCUGAUAUGUCCAAAGUUGCUUGCAAGGGUAUGAUGAGGGAAAAGGUCUCCUCUGAUUGCACAAAAGAUGAACCUUCGGGGCCAAUUUUCGCCCAAGAGGAUGACUUGUUUGGGAAUUCAAAGUCUGAUCCAGUUCUGAAAGUUCGAGAAGACAGAAUUGUUAGUUGUCUUGACAAAGGUUCCGGCUACCCAAGGAAGGACCUGGAAGGAGGAAAACCACACAACUCUGUCAAGACUGACUCAAAUUUUCUCAAGGGAGGGAAUGUGGACCUUACCGAUCUUCCCAAGAAAAAGGCCUAUCAAAAAAUUGUUUCCCAGGGGGAAGAAAUUAUGCUACCUCCUGACAAGGAGCAACCAUCCUCUGGGGGAAAAAAGAAUGUGAAGGCGAGCAAAAGCCAUAAUAUCCUCGAUGCAGAUGCGUCAAAAGAAAGAUCUAGGGUUAGCUUUUCUUUGGUGCCAAAAAAUAAGGGCUCUGAUGAUGGUUUUGCAACUAAAAAUGAAUAUGAAGAUUCAAAGCUACCAAAAACUACUGAAAAGGCUGAAGAUACCUAUAGAGAGAUUUUUGGUGACAUGUUAGAAUUAGAAAAGGAAGAAAAACAAUUAAGUUCACUGGAAAUGCUUGGCGAAGAAAGGCUGAGGGAUUCUAUGGUCGCUGAUAAAAGCACAUAUUUCCGUAGCAAUGCUUUAAAAGAGAGGUCAAGUGGUAAGAAAAUGGAUAAGGCAUCUACAUCAGAAGCAUAUCAUCCUCAAGCAACUUCGAAAGUCCAUUCUCGCCCUGGAAAUGGACCUUUUUGUGAUGGGGCUUCUGCAGCAGCUGCUUCUGAGGAUAAUUGGGUCUGUUGUGACAAAUGUCAGAAAUGGCGGCUUCUUCCAGUUGGUAAAAAUCCUAAUGACCUACCUGAGAAGUGGGUGUGUAGCAUGCUUGACUGGCUGCCUGGGAUGAACCGAUGUAGUUUCAGCGAGAACGAAACAACAAAUGCCGUCAUGGCACCCUACCAAGUCCCUGCUUUAGAUACUCAAAAAAAUGUUCGAAGUCAUCCUGGUGGGGCUGUAUUGGAAGGUAUAUUUGCUGAUGCUCUGAACCCCAAUCAAAAUGACUUGAGAUUUGGUAUGCAUACCAUGGCUGCUGCUGGUGGCAAGAAGCAGCAUGGUCCAAAAGAAAUAUCAAAUGCAGCAGAUAAAGCUGGUCCCUUUCAGUCCUCAAAUUCUGUAAAGAAGAACGUGCAGACAUCUGUCAGAAAUGGAAGCUUAAAUGAUAAUAAUCCGUCUCCUGGGGUAAGCGAACCUUAUUUUCCGCAGCUAAGCAGGCAAAGUGAGUUCGCUUCGGAGAGGCAUAAACAUAAGCAAAUAGAAAAGCACAAAGUACAUGAGAACAACUCUACUGGAGGUAUUACCAAGGGUUCUAAGUUAAAAAGCAAAAGAGACUCCGAUCAUAAUGGUUUAACAGCAUCAAAGAAAAUCAGGACCGAGAGUUUGCAUUGUACAGAUGAAGAUGGGAUGUCUGAUCAUGGUAAGGGUUGGAUGUCUGAUCACAGUAAGGGUGGGGGGAAGCUGGUCCAUAGUUCAGGCAGUGGUUCACUCAUUGUUUCAUCUGGGAAGGAUUGGCCUAGAUACAAUGAAUGCUCUUCCUCUAAGGACUUGAAACGUGAUAAAAAGGGCAGGCUACUCUUUUCUGUCAAACAACCAAAAGACCAAGUUGUUGCAUCCUUGGAUAAUGGGUCCAUGCGUGUGGAAAAUAGUGAAGCUAGAGACAUCACGGUGAAAAAGAAGAGAAGGAAGGAAAAUCAGGAUUCUGAGAUUUAUCCAGGGUCUAUUUCUAAUACAGGGCAUCGUCUCCAGGACGACAGACUUUAUGCCAAGGAAGUGUACAGUGAGAAUGACAAUAGGAAGGCAAAGAAGGUUCGUGUAUCCAAGUCUGAGGAAAAACAGUCUAUUGCAAGUAAUGCCAAUGGUAGAACAGACAAAAAGGCCAGUCACACAAAGAGCCAGCAAGGUAUAGAUUCUUUGAAAAGGGAUUCUGGAUGCAUACAGCCUUCUGCAGCUGCUACUUCAAGCUCUUCUAAGGUUUCUGUUUCCACUAAAAGCAAAGCCAGCUUCCAUGAAGCAAAGGGCUCACCUGUGGAAUCAGUUUCAUCUUCUCCAAUGAGAGUUAAGAAUCCAGAGAAGUUCAUGUCAGCAAAAAAGUGUCUUACGGUGAAAGAUGACUCUUGCAAAGCUGAUCAUUUUGGUGUAAGUAAUCCAAGAAGACGCUUAGAUGGUGAAAAUGGAGGUGAGGGUAAUCGAUUAGGGAAAAUAGGGAAGGAGAAACGUUCUGAAAUGGCGCAUCAUGGUUCUCAUGAGUCCUUUGCGCUUGAUUUUCCGGACAAGGGCUUCGGUCACUUAUCUGGUGUUAAAGAUGAAGCACAUACUGCACCCUCUUCUGAUAUUGCAAACCACCACUUCACCAAUGGUGAUGCUAAUCAGAUAGACCAAAAUUCCCGAUAUCACAGUAAACCAACAACUUUGGACCAAGACCUUGAUGAGGAAAGACGGAAUGAAAAUAAUUAUUGUGCUAAUGGAUCUGACCCUAGGAAGUCUGGAAAGGGUUCGUCUUUGCAUUCUAAGGAUAAGAACCAGAAUUCUAAUUCCAAGUUUGAGGUAAUCAAUUUCAAGCUCGCUGGUCCAAAUGAUGCAUUGCAAGAUCAUCAAACUUCCUCUAAAGUAAAACCCAGGCAUAAAACCAAACCUCAGGAUAAGUUCGCGGUAGACUUUGAUGAAAGUGGAGACAGAUAUCUUGGUAAAGACUCUUCUGGAAAAUCGUUAAGUGAGAGUGGUGAAAGAGAGAGUCACUUAAAUUUCGGUGGAAAUGAUGCUGCAGACAUCAAAUUAGAUGCGAUUCGCAGCCAGGAUCAAACUUCUACACCAAAGCAGUGUCUGCUGCAAAACUGCAAUGGAGAAAGAUCUUCAAAGAGGAUCCAGUCUCAUGAAGCUGAUAAAGUGGAGACAGUCUCUGGUCGAGAGAAGUCACUAUCAGCAGAACCCUCUGAACGAGCUCAAAAUGGGACGAUAUCUGGAUUAUCCGCUGCAGAUUCUGGGUCCCAAAAUGGAAACGGAGCAAACAAUUUGCCAUUAGAAGCCUAUGAAGGGGAAAAUGCAUUGAAGGCCCCCACUCAGGUGAGAAAUCCUGAUCAUCAGAGUAGGUUUCAGCAGAUUAUCCCAAGACAUUCCACUACAAAUGGGCACAAGGUUGGGGAUACUGAUGCCCCAAGUCCAGUUCGAAGGGAUUCCUCCAGUCAUGCCGCAGCCAACCUUAUCAAAGAGGCUAAAAAUUUAAAGCACAUGGCAGAUCGCCUCAAGAAUUCUGGGUCCAGUGAAGAGGGUACAGGGCUGUACUUUCAGGCAGCCCUAAAGUUUCUUCAGGGUGCCUCUCUAUUAGAAUGUAGUGGUGGUGAAAGCAGGCAUGGAGAGAGUCAGUCUAUGCAUUUUUAUGGUAGCACUGCGAAACUCUUCGAAUUUUGUGCACGUGAAUAUGAAAAAUGCAAACACAUGGCUAAUGCUGCUCUGGCAUACAAAUGCAUGGAGGUUGCAUACUUUAGGGUAAUUUAUUCCAAACGUGCCAGCGCAAACAAAGAUCGGCGAGAGUUGCAGACAGCUCUACAAAUAGGUGAGUCACCUUCAUCUUCUGCGUCGGACAUUGAUAACUUGAACCAGCCAACAGUGGAUAAGGUUCCCUUACCCAAAGGUGUUAGCCCUCCUCAAGGUGCUGGAAAUCCUGUCAUUGCUGCUCAAAACCGUUCACAUUUUGCAAACUUGCUUGAUUUUGCUCAGGAUGCAAUUUGUGCCAUGGAAGCCACUAGAAAAUCACAGAUUGCUUUUGAAGCUGCGAAUGUAAACUUGGCAGGAAGUCAAUACAAAGAGGUUAUUUGUUCGAUUAAAAGGGCUCUUGAUUUUAACUUUCGAGAUGUAGAGGGAUUACUACAUCUGGUACGACUUGCAGUGGAGGCCAUCAGCUGAUAAAAGUCCCAGUGUUUGUGGGAAUUCUGUUAUCCUUAGGAAGAAAAUUUUGAUUUUUUUUUGGUGUAUUCUUGGGUAUGAAGACUCUGAGGAGAAAAGAAGACUGAGCUGAGUUUUUUCUGCUGCACCACUUCUGUUAGAAAUUCUUUUGCACAACUCGACGAGUUUUGUACCUAUGUGCAGUACAGGAUAAAUCCGAAUUUUCAGCAUUUUCCGUGGUUUCUGCUUCCUUUGUGACAUGAGAGAGGACGACAAUUACUGAACCCAUAACAACAUUGGUACUGGGUGUUCAUAAGGUUUCUGGAGAAAUAAUAUUGUGCUUUGUACAAAUAGUCAGAUUUAUAGUCAAGCUGGAGACUGGUUGAAGACGUAAAUGUGCAUAGAAAACCAGGUGAAACGUGUUGUGUUAAAAGUUCAGAUACGUAGGUUGCCAUCUUUGGGACAUUUUUCAAUGAUACUUUUGGAGGGGAAAACCACCAGUUAACAUUCUUUUGUCCCUUUGUGUCAGGAAAACAUACUGGACGGCAGUCUCAGGUUGUUGUAUCCAGCUUAAAUCCUUUUCUUUGUGAUUUAUAGAGACAAUAAGGAAGAGGUUACAUAGAAAUAUAUAUAGACAGCGGAAUAUUGAUUUGUAGUCAUAACAGCGGGUAUUAUUGUUGUAUGUAUAUACAAUCAUGGACCUGCACUUACUCUGGAGUAGGCAUAAGCUUUUCAUAAUUGGAGGGGGUUCGCACAAAUAUCAUCCAUGAGCACUCUUUGCUCAAGGGGGUUUGAGUGAGGAAGGCAGUUCCCGUGCCGGUUGUGUUGGUGUUUCAUAAACGCCAUCCAGCAUUCAGCAGAGAAUUUCUUCUUUCAUUUAUCCCCAUUACUCUCAUUACCAACUGUAAACUAUGUUUUAAGACGAAAUUGACCUCAUUAGGCAUUAGCUUAACCCUGCUCACAAACUGUUGUAAACUGUAAUACAGGUACUGUAAAGCAUAAACAUUUGUUCGAGAAUCACGAAUAGUGCACGAGUAGUUUAGAUGACACUCAUGUGUUGUAUCUCGAGUUCGAGUCUCUCCCAAAAGUGUAAAAACAUUUGUUCAAGUUGUCAUAAUAAAAUUUUGAAAGCUUAUUAUUACAGAA
This is a messenger RNA of Tripterygium wilfordii, 6708 nucleotides long. RefSeq names its product cysteine-tryptophan domain-containing zinc finger protein 3-like. Lineage: Eukaryota; Viridiplantae; Streptophyta; Magnoliopsida; Celastrales; Celastraceae. Gene Ontology annotation, molecular function: zinc ion binding. The record is from RefSeq and is a predicted model, not a curated record. The coding region runs from base 388 to 5583 and encodes 1731 amino acids. The transcript has 14 exons.